Messenger RNA from Guillardia theta CCMP2712, 747 nucleotides. RefSeq lists its product as hypothetical. NCBI's taxonomy places the organism in Eukaryota, Cryptophyceae, Pyrenomonadales, Geminigeraceae. The record is from RefSeq and is a predicted model, not a curated record. The coding region runs from base 1 to 747 and encodes 248 amino acids. The transcript is spliced from 10 exons.
AUGGAUGUCGUAGCCCAGCUAUGGCCUAUCGGUCCAUGGGCUCCCAAGGAUCAGAACAUGGACAAAGGAUAUCACGAAUCCAGGAUCAAGUAUCACGAGGAAAGAUUAAAGUAUCACGAAGAGCGGCUGAGAUAUCACAGGUCGAUGGUGGCCAAGAAAGAGAAGAAUUCAGGGAUUGAGGCCUCCGUAACCAAGGAGGCGCUCGCUGCCGGGAGGAAAGUUCGAAUUCUCUUCGUUGAUCUUAGCAACACAUGCAGAUCACCUGCUGCUGAGCAAACGAUGAAGACUCUCCUCAAGAACGACGGACUGUCUUCGUACUUUGAAGUUUCCUCCUGCAGCACUGGGAGCGGCACCAACAACUGGUUCAAGCCAGAGGUCUCGUCGAACAUCGAAGUAGAAGCGUCCGAUCCUCGCAUGGUCUCGCAUGCGUCAAGGAGAGGGCUGAAUCUCGCUGGGAGGCAGUCAAAGGUGAUGACCAAGGAAGACCUGCAGCGCGCAGAUCUUGUUGUCAUCAUGGACAACGCGAAUCGUGUCGAGGUACAGGCAGCUGCCUCCUACUGGGGGCUGCGCGGAAGUGUUGAUGAUAAGGUGAAGAGACUCACCGAAUAUUGCCGGAGUGGAACGAUGACAACUGAUAUUCCUGAUCCAUACUACGGAGGGAGAGGGAUGCAGCCAUCAGGACAGGUGUUUGAGAAGGUUCUUGAUUUGAUCGAGGUUCAGACUGGAGACGACGCCGAGAUCUAUUGA